AUGUCAAUCCACGCUCCAAGUUCCUCUUACUGCCAUGAGCUUCGGCAUGCCAGACACUCGUCUUUCAACGGCGGAAUACCGCUUCACGCUUUUCAUCGAGGUCGAGAUGCUGAAAGACAGGCCACAGCCAAAGAUGACUACACAGCCGCAUAUAUGGGCAAAUUUAGUGACUGCUUGUUCCACAGUCCUGAAAACUCAUCCAUUUCGAGACCUUUAUCUUCCAAAAGCGAUCUGUCCUUACAUUCUGACGUAAACUCGGUUUUCGGAUCCUCAUCAUCGCUGCCGGCUUUCACUAAGACUGGAUCAUUUCUUCGACGGAACUCACAGUCUGCAGUUGCCAAAUGUGUCCAAAACAGGCUUGAAAAGGAUAAUGGGAAACGACUGGUUUAUCAGUUCUUGAAUGUGGAAGAUGGCAGCGCAGAAAAGCCAGACGCACAAAUAUCACACACAUCUCGACCUUCUAUGUCAUCAUCGGCGUCCCAGGACGAAUCGCUGUCGCAGUUGAUCCUGUAUGAUUUGAAGGAUGCGAAUGGAUUGCGCGAAGGCGCUUUUCGGGAAGAUUUCAAUUGUUCUGGUUCGCCCAGCUCGACCUGCACACCGAGCAUAACUCUAGCCGGUGAACUCACAAAACUAGAUAAAGGCGUUAGAAGUACGCUGGCAGAACUGAUAGCCAAAGAUCAUGCUAUGAACGAGGCUUCGGCAGAUCUGGAUUCGUUACAGAUGGAAAUACAGAGGAUUCAACAAGAAAUACUGGAAAUUCAAACCCAAGUGACUGGCCACGACGUUAAGAUACAAUCUGCUUUCAGGAUACAAGACGAAGACUCCUUCAUUUCUAAAUUCACUGCGAGUAUCUCCUCUUACAGCAAUCAGCUGGCUACAUUUGAGAGAUACAUUGGCAAAUGCAAGACGGAAUUAAUGGAACACAAGGCUGCCGUGCACAAGUUCGAGACAACCAUCAAACUGAAUGAGAUGCUGAGAGAUUCUCAAGAUAGUAUGUGUGUCGUGGAUCGACUGCGAGAAUACAAAGGCAUCAUCACAGACCUUUUGGCUUUGAUUUUGAUUAUAACAGUGGCAGUGAUGUUCAAAAAAUUCUUGACCCAUAAAUGA
Lachancea lanzarotensis is the source of this 1107-nucleotide messenger RNA. Its product is annotated as LALA0S14e00100g1_1. The record is from RefSeq and is a predicted model, not a curated record. The coding region runs from base 1 to 1107 and encodes 368 amino acids. The transcript has a single exon. NCBI's taxonomy places the organism in Eukaryota, Fungi, Ascomycota, Saccharomycetes, Saccharomycetales, Saccharomycetaceae.